AUGGGGAGACAGCAGCCAGGUACUGGAACAGCGACCCACACGUUAAGGAGCAAAACAGGACUGGGGUGGACUGGCUCUGCCGGUACAACUACGAGUAUCUCACUGGACUGGCUCUGCCCGUACAACUACGAGUAUCUCAGCCCGUUCUUCCUGGAGCACCGAGUGCCCCCCAGCGUAUCCAUCUCGCUGGUGCACUCGAGCUCCCAGCCGGGCUGCUCCCUGAUGGAUUUCUACCCUGCCCGCACCCAGCUGAGGUGGCUCCAGGGCCAGCAGGAGCUCUCUGUGGUGGCCACCGACAGUCCCAACAAGGACUGGACCUACCAGCUCCUGGUGCUGCUGGAAACCCCCCCCUGGCACGGGCUCACCUGCACCUGCCAGGUCGAGCACGUCAGCCUGGAGCACCCCCUGAGCCGCCACUGGGAGAUGCCGCCAGACGCCGCCUGCAGCAAGACGCCCACAGGGAUCGGAGACUCAGAGUUGGGCUUUGUCUUCCUGGCACUGCGGUUCGGCUUCUGCCUGCACAAGAAGCUCCUGAGCCGCCGGCGCCCGCAGCCGCUCCCCGUGGCCUCGGGCCCGGACAGGACCCCCUGCUCUGUCCCCACGAUGAUUUUGGGGCGGUCGUGUGUCCCCCCAGCCCUGCUGUCACUCUGCCCCUGCCCGCCUGCUCCCAGUCUUCCCAGUAAAGCUUCCCAGUUAAGCCCAGUCCAGGUUAUGGGGGGCGGUGGGGAGGGACUUGGGGGGACCACACGGCGGGGUCGGGACUGGGCACGGAGGGUGGGGUCCAGGUGGGGAACACUGCCUGCUGCGGGUCUGCCCGGCAACUGGUGA
Vidua chalybeata is the source of this 828-nucleotide messenger RNA. Its product is annotated as class II histocompatibility antigen, B-L beta chain-like. Gene Ontology annotation, molecular function: MHC class II protein complex binding. The record is from RefSeq and is a predicted model, not a curated record. Gene Ontology annotation, biological process: immunoglobulin production involved in immunoglobulin-mediated immune response; antigen processing and presentation of exogenous peptide antigen via MHC class II; peptide antigen assembly with MHC class II protein complex. NCBI's taxonomy places the organism in Eukaryota, Metazoa, Chordata, Aves, Passeriformes, Viduidae. Gene Ontology annotation, cellular component: MHC class II protein complex.